AAGGAGUGGUGAAAAUGGACGGAGACGGUGAUAUACCAGCGUUACUGAAAGAAUAUCCUUUAAAUUAUCCUUGUGGGAAGAGAAGAGGCAAAGUGUUGAUGUAUCUUGCAGCUGACGUUCAAGAGAUCAAAUUGAAAGAUACCCCUCAAAAAUCUAGGUUGUCACAAAAUGCGCUGAGAAGAUCACCACGUCUAUCUAAGAAAAUGGAUGUAUUUCUUUAUGCAGUUGGUAUUGAUGGGAAGGUAUCAUCAAGUUCAGAGAUUAUUCACAAUGUGUCCACAACAACAACCCUAAAGGAAUUGACUAACCUAAUUCUAGAGCAUAGUAGGGAUGACACUAUAUAUGCACCCACCAAGGGAAUUUGGUGGAUGAGAAAAGGAUCCAAGCAGCUUGUCUCAAUGAAAACUGAAGAGGACUUUCAUGCUGGAGCGCAAGAGUACAAUGAAACCAAUGUGAGGAUUGCAUGUGUUACAAUAGAUGCUGGACCAUCAUCAAGUGUUGGGUCACAAAGUAGAAAGCGCAAGCUGGACAUGAGCCAAGGAACAACAAACCCAGAGAAUGAUACCUGGAACACUAUACACCUAACACUUAUAAGGGAUCUUGAAAGUAAAGGCAUAAAGCACAGGUAUAGCAUAAAACACUUAAAGUUGUGGACAGACUUGAUUGUUGGAGGGCGUCUGUCUGGGAUUGGGGAAGAACCCAACUGGACUGACCACUUAGAAGAGGUUAUCGUACCCCCUAAAAGCAGGAGAAGCUCGUGCACUUCACCAUGUUCCUCCAUAGCCAGUAGUGCAAGUAGUGCAGCAUCUGAUGGCUUGCAAGGUGGACUAUUACAGAUGAUGAUGAUGAAUCAACAAAGAUCUGAAAUGCUCCAUAAUACUUUCAUGACAACUAUGCUAGCUAUGAUGCAGAGCAAGGUUACAGGCAUGAAUCCUCCAAACAGUAGCUUUACAUGUAAUGAUUCUGGGAAUACUUCUAUGCCAUCAAGACCAGCAACAGCAAAGCCACAAAAGAUGGAUCUGAGGAACUUUAAUCAAGAAGAGUGCUGUAAUUUCUUGUUGUCUUUAGGAUUAGGUAAAUACAUCCCCCAAUUCCAGGAAAACCAAAUGGAUGGUCAACUAUUAUCUGCUUUGGUUCACCCCCAUUUUGGGAAAAUGAUGCUAGAAAGCAUGACACUUGAUGAAGAAGAAAGAGAUACCCUAAUAAGUGCUAUUAAAGCUGCACUGGUCUAAUAGACCUAAAUGUUUAUGUGACAGGGUCACUUUCGUGACCAAUGUCAGUAAUUUUUGGAUUACAUAAUUAAGCAUUUGUUUUGUAGUUAAAACUGUUUUACUGCAAAUUUAAGAUAUGAUUUAGUCAAAAGGGCUUAUUUUGUUACUGUCACGAUAUCUUGGGAUUAGAACCUGAGUCAUGCAAUACUCAUGUGAUGUAAUUUCCUGUCACAUCAACAAGCAGAUAAUAAUCUUGUUUGAUAAUUGGAUUUAGUUUAACAUUGUCAAGUUGUCACAAGGACACGUAUUCUUAGGCCUCAACCUAGAACUAGUUUGUGGCAUGUAAUACUAUUUUAAAUUAUUAGGAUUACUAGCAAUUUACUCUAUUUGCUUAAUCAUUUUGUUUCAUAUAGUAUUUAGGAUUUCUUAGCUACUAAUUAGAUUUAAGGCAGGGUCUAAUUGUAGGAUUUAUAGGAAUGCAUGACAUAUUUCCUGUAGGGCUUGCCAUGUUUACAUUUCCUGUGCAUGUUUUGCAGUUAGUAUAAAUAUAGGGUUAAAAUUAGUCUUCCCUUUGAGUUAGUUGGGUGUAGCUCCCCAGUGAGGGCAUAGCUCUCAGAGGAUGCCCCUCUGGUUAUGCUGUAUUGUGCUCGUAAGGUAUGUUAGCUUUACUACUUUUCUGUGGUUGUAUUCAAGAGAUUUUGGUUAGUUUGUUAUAACUCAGCUAUAAUUAUUCUUAUGUUUUACAGAAUGUAACUCAUUCCCGUUUUGACAGUACGGUUUUACGAUACAGUUGUUUAGCAUAUUGCUUUAGUGCAUUUAGUAGUUCUCGCUAUGAAUCAGAUUUAGCUUUCAAUUAGCUUUUACACUUACUUUUUCUGAUAAUGGUCUCUGGGCAACCAUUGCCAUUACUGUAUAUUUGUAAUUAGUUCUAUUGUUAAUGUGUUUUUUUAGGAUUUUGUGUAAUAAACAUUGUUAUAAGACCA
Exaiptasia diaphana is the source of this 2194-nucleotide messenger RNA. RefSeq lists its product as uncharacterized. The coding region runs from base 15 to 1232 and encodes 405 amino acids. The record is from RefSeq and is a predicted model, not a curated record. NCBI's taxonomy places the organism in Eukaryota, Metazoa, Cnidaria, Anthozoa, Actiniaria, Aiptasiidae. The transcript is spliced from 4 exons.